This is a messenger RNA of Fonticula alba, 1219 nucleotides long. Its product is annotated as 26S proteasome regulatory subunit N8. The record is from RefSeq and is a predicted model, not a curated record. The coding region runs from base 25 to 1059 and encodes 344 amino acids. Lineage: Eukaryota; Rotosphaerida; Fonticulaceae. Gene Ontology annotation, molecular function: metallopeptidase activity; protein binding. Gene Ontology annotation, biological process: proteasome-mediated ubiquitin-dependent protein catabolic process. The transcript is spliced from 7 exons. Gene Ontology annotation, cellular component: proteasome regulatory particle; proteasome complex.
CCUGUCCCUUUUCUCUUCUGUACCAUGAGCGCUCCCUCCGCCCCUGGUGCCACUCAGCAGCCGCAGGAUGCCCCCAAGGAUGUGGUUGAGCUGCCCGGCUCCCAUGUCCCGGGGAUGAUCCCUACCUCGGUCGUCGUGCACCCGCUGGUGCUGCUGAGUGUGGUUGAUCAUUACAACCGUGUGGCCAAGGGCACCACCAAGCGCGUUGUCGGUGUGCUCCUCGGCCAGUGGAAUGGGUCCACCAUCGACGUGUCCAACAGCUAUGCCGUCCCCUUUGAGGAGGAAGGACAGGACUCGUCCAUCUGGUUCUUCGACCACGGCUACCUUGAGGAGAUGUGGCACAUGUUCCGCAAGAUCAAUGCUCGCGAGAAGAUCAUCGGCUGGUACCACACUGGUCCGGCUCUUCGGUCCAGCGAUCUGGCCAUCCACUCGGUCAUGUCGCGCUUCUGCCCGAACCCGGUGCUGGUGACGAUCGAUGUCAACCCCGAGUGUGUCGGUCUGCCCACCGAGUCCUUUGUGGCCAUCGAGGAGGUUGAUGACUCCAUCAAUGCCUCCACUUCCUCCGAGUCUGGGCCCUCCUCGCGGAAAACCUUCACCCAGGUGUCCACCGAGGUCCGUGCCACUGAGGCCGAGGAGAUUGGUGUUGAGCACCUCCUGCGCGAUGUCAAGGACAAUGCCGUUAGCUCUCUUGCAACCCAAGUCACCGAGAAGGUGUCCUCCAUGCGCAGCCUCCACAACCACCUCAAGGAUAUUGCCACUUACCUGCAGAUGGUUGCUGAUGGACGGAUUCAGCCCAACCCCGUGGUGUUGACCAACGCCCAGGCACUGCUGGCCGGCCGGCCGGAUAUUUCCGGCUCGGAUGCCCUCUCGGCUGCCUUCACCUCGGCCGGCAAUGACGCCAUGCUUGUGCUUCACAUUGCGGCCAUGUGCCGGUCGCUCACCGCCCUGCAUGAUCUGAUUCGCAACCGCCAGAAUGUGGCCAGCUCCGAGCAGACCCUGGCUGCCGCUGCUGCGGCGGCGGCGGCCGAGCGUCCUGCCGCCACCCCGAGCACCGUUUAGACGGACACGGGAUAGCUGGCCAGUCCCUGUGGAUGAGCAGCUGCAAAAUGAGAGCAGCUCCGGCUCUGCAUCAAACUGCCCCUCGUCUCCCUCUCUCUCCCUCUCUCGGCAACAGUUGCACCCCACAUAUCGCAUAAAUCCCCCCUUUCAAUCUCGCACA